Dreissena polymorpha is the source of this 5069-nucleotide messenger RNA. RefSeq lists its product as uncharacterized. Bases 145 to 1800 code for a protein of 551 amino acids. Lineage: Eukaryota; Metazoa; Mollusca; Bivalvia; Myida; Dreissenidae. The record is from RefSeq and is a predicted model, not a curated record. The transcript has 12 exons.
UCAUUGUAUACACUCAGCAUCAGUCGCUCAAUAUAUAUCCGUGUAAAACCAUGUCUAACAAUGUUCACUUGCGGUUAAACCGAAUAACGUAGUUUGUGAACUGCGAUUUAACUGUGUUGACGUUACGUUAAAAGGCUUAACAAAAUGGUUCGCGUGUUGGUUGUGUGCGCCCCCGACAGUAAAAAUAUCGUAGAUCGUUUAAAUAAAGACCUCACUGGAAAAUGUGAGACUAAGAUUGUGUCAUUUACUGACGUACAUCUGCACGUUGACAGCGAAGAAAAUGACGUCAUAUUGGUAAUUUUGACGCCUAAGGGUUGCACAGAGAUACCGAAGAUUAAAAAAGAGGUUCUGGAAAAAUUGUUUGAUCAUCAGUCCAAUGUAAAAAUUCUUUUUUCAUGUCAACAGAGCCAAAUUGAUUCCGUGGACAAUUAUUGUGGCAUGAUCUGCGAUCGCUAUUCCUCAGUUGCUAGAUAUAGCACAACUGAAUAUAACAAAGUUCGUGAUGAUGUAAUAGCUUGUGUGGAACAAUUUGAUGGGACGUGUGUGCCUCUACAGGCGAACCGAUUUAUAGUCAAGCCAGAUAUUAUAUAUAUGCCGGCAGAGGUAAUAAUCGUGAUGUUUGAGGAGGAAAAUGAGCAGCAAUUAUUCCAGAAAGUUGUAGUGCGACAUUCUGACAAAGAGCUUCCGGCUACGCGUGUCCACACGAACGUCUGGGCAUUCCAUACUGGAUAUCUUCCCAGUGGCGACAACCGUAUUUCUGUACUCUGCGAUGGUCAAGACAUAGGAUCUGAAAUCUUGAAGGUCUGUGAAGUAGACUUGAAGAAAGCAAUCAAUGCGAUUUCAGUGGCGAUGGAUAAACGUCCGUUAACGUCUCUGGCCACACUCCUGCAAACGACAGAAGAUGCCGUUGACGAGGAGUUGGCUAAGCUUCUCAUUUCGAAGCCUUCAUCCAUUGUUGAGACACUCUUACACUUGCGAAAUAAUUAUGGAGGUGGCGGAAAAUCCUUGUUCGAAAUUUGCAAAUCAGGAAAGUUGAAGGAAUCCUUUGGGCAAAUAAACCAAGAAAAGGAGUUACCCAAACAACAUUCUGAAAGCUCAUCAGAUGAUGAUCAUGAAUUGCGAUCCCCACUUUCCAGAAACAGUUCAGAAUAUAGAAAUGGAAAUCGACAGCGAACAUCGUGUCCUCCUGAUUUUCGGUCCAAUUCCUUGCGAUCCCGUCAUGGAAGUAUGCCCCCGACAUGUUCCAGCCUCUAUCGAGGUGCACGGGACAGCGGCGUUGGACACAGCCAAGGCACGGAGAAUGGGAGUGGAUCAGGAAUUGUUAAUCGACAAAGGAGCAGUCUAUCCAUGAGUGCACGCUACUGCAGCAUCGAGCCACUACCACUCAUACCAAGAGUUGGGUCUAAGAAGACCAUUCAAUACGACGAACCAUGUGACGAUGACGUGCACGUGAAAGUGGAAAACCUACAUCAAUCGUCAUCCGCACCCGACCUGACAAGAAAAAGGUCAAAAACAAAAGGUAGCCUUCGUGGAGGUACACGGGACAGCGGCGUUAGACAAAGUGAAGGCAUGGAUAAUGAGAGUGGAUCAGGCAUUGUAAAUAGACCAGAGAGUAUCAAGCCAUCAACGCAAUUGCCAAGAGUCGGGUCUAAGAAGACCAAUCACUACGAUGAACCGUGGGACGAUGAGUUGCUCGAGAAAUUGGAAAACCUACCAGUAGACCAACCAUCCAUCGAGGCUAACGUGGCAAGGAAAGGGUCGAAACGAGAAGGCGUGUGCUUACCCUCAACUCGUAUGUAAAAUUUUGGCGAGGACGGUUAAGCAAAAUGGCACAUACAUAUACCACAGGUUCAAGCAAGUAUAUCAAACCGACAGAAGAUUAUACUUAUUCAAACAAAUAGUUACAAAAGUGACAUUGCUCCACUGUCGAUUCUACAUCUGUUACCGUCAUAUAUGUAUUAAUCACUGGAUAUAUUGUUUACAAAGACGUCCGCCGUGUCAGAAACUUGUUGUUAUGUUCAAUGUGUGUUAACUGUUUAUUGAUGUAUACAGACAAGGUAGUUCAUUAUAUUAACUGAACGUCUAGCAUGACGACUUUGUAUGCAAUAACGAAGGCCAUAAUAAUUGUACACCUUUUUAUUGUUUACCAUACGAUGGGUACAACAAAUGCUAGAUAUUGUUGAAGUAUAGCAACAUUGGUAUACACAUUACAUGUUAUACAAAUCGUAACCACUUAGGUAAUACCAUGUUUCUAAUACAAUAUAACAAAAGAUUUAAAAAUCUAUUUAAUCAAUAACAAGUGGAUCAUUGGCAAUAUUUAUUCUGAACAACACGAAAGCAAUAGUAUAAAACACUUCUUGACAUAUAUUUACUAUGAAGCCGAUAGGCCUGUACAUAAUGUUAUCUUUGAAAUUAUCUUUACGCACAUUUUGCUAAGAAUUCAUUCGAUCAAAAUACUAUACAUUUUGAAAAUGUUGAAACAUGCUACAAUUUGGACAAUAUGCUACUUUUUUCCUCAUGCUUAGCAUUAUUUGUUACUCACGUUGCGUGUACUAUCAGGCUUAUUAGGCAUCAUUAUUAGCCAAUAAAAGUUCACUUAAAAGUCGUGUAAUACAGACAUUAAUGGCUUAAAUUAUGACUAAGUGUGUUUUGACAACACAUCUCGUCGUAAUUUUAUACCUGUAUUGAGACCAACAUUGGUUACAAUAUUGCAGCAUCGGUACAAAAAGCAUCACAUGAAAUAUUAACAAUAAUUGGAACCCCAAAGAUAUUUUCCUUUCAAAAGAAACUUUAGUCCAGUACGCUAAAACAAAAUACAUAAAUACCCGUUCACGAUGAGUAUACUAAUAUGUUAUUAUAAAUAAAUAUAUAUAUAUAUAUAUAUAUAAUUAUAGCAAGCAAAUCGUCAGCGGUAACAUAAUGUAUGAGCGAAAUUCUAAUGAAAAUAUAACCAUAUACACAUGUGCGCUAUAGAUAUAUAAACAUAUAAAUGUAUGAUUUUUUAAACGGUACUAUUACAUAUUGUAAGACUUUGCCUCACAUAUUACUAAACGAAGUAUAAUCUCAUCUGUAUGUAUCAUAUAAUGUGCUAAUUGUUAAGUAUACUCUUUGUAUGUUGCAAAUAAACAUGCUUGCAAGUGCAUUAUUCUGAAGGUGUAGCAUUACUAUUUGUACAAACAGUAGUUUUGAAUGCUUACACAUCAAUCUCCGUACAUAUUUUUUUGCAUCACCAAAUCACCCCUCUAAUCGCUUUUAAUUGCCCUGUACCGUAGCUCGCUGAGAGGUUGGCCAGUAUUGAACUAUGUAUUUUCCAGUCCCCUUCAGUAUUUGGUACCGCAGGUGAAACAAUUAUUUUCAUUUAGUUCAUAAACAAAGUUGUUAUUGCUCACACAUCAUAAACAAGGGUAAAGACCCCCAUAGAUAUGAUGUAAAGUUUCAAACAAACACUAAUCGCCCUCUGUAAAAACAACUGAAAUUGUGUUUACAGUCGUGUGUAAAAUCUUUCUUAUGAUAGCACUGUCUGCAACAGUUGCUAUUAAGAAUCACACACAGCCGGCAAUGAAUAAACCUAGUGUUAUUUUUGUUUUUAAUGCAGGGGUUACACUAACGGAAUCGCCCGUAUUUUGCAAUGAUGUUUUGAACAAUCAUUGUUGUUACGCAUUUUGUGGUCUAGUAUUGCUUCAAAAGAAGUCAUGUUCACUGACUCUACUAUUGUUUAGAGAUAGUUAAGGCCAGUAAUGUUGUGUAUCCAGUCCAAAUAGCCCGGCACAUUUGUGUAAACCCCAGGGACAUUCGGGUAUGCACAGGCCACGCCCCAAGACACAAUCCCAGCUACGAACCACGUGUCUCGUGUCUUGUCGAGAGAACAUAAGAAUGGCCCUCCGGAAUCGCCCUGAAAUGUAUACGGAGAAAUAAUAUAAUAAUAUCUGGCAAUCAUAUAUCAUCUCAGAUCUCAGAUCUCAGUACAUUUACUAAAAUGUUUUAUAAUAGCGGAGAAGUAAUAUUAUUAUUUGUUACACGGUUUCUUGCGGACCCCUUCCGGUCAGUAAAAUAAUAUUGGGCGAGUGCGUACUGGGUCAGUAAGAAGCUGUGAAACGACUUUAUAUAACCUGGUACCAUUCUGUUGCAAGCACCAAAUUACAAAGAGGAAACACGAAAGUUUUAAGUAUGUAAUAAAAGUCGUCUUGUUUAUUUUCUUGAAGUAAUAUAACGUAACUAGAGAAAUAUUAAAGCUGCCGAACUAAUAUAGGAAAACAUGCGGUCAGCAUGUGCUUCUGCGCAGCUUAUGAAACAUGAGAUUUCUGUAGGAGGGAAGAUAAAAUAAUAAACAACAUCUCGGUGCAUGUUAUCAGUUAAACGGUUUGAUUAUUUCAUAGUUUAUGUAGUAUCAGUAAGCAACCACCUGUAUGAUUUAAACCAGACUAUCGGCUCUGUUAGUUAUCCUGUUGGCGUAUACGUAAAUAUAAUGCAGAUCAGAUAACCAACCAUACGUGUGCUUCAAUGAUAUUUAGGCAGUUAACUGCUUUUGUAUCAUGAAUAACUAUUUUCUGAUUCGGAAACAUCUGUGUCUCACAGCCACAUUACCACUACAAAUAAUGAAUAUAGAAUGUUAUUGUAUCACGUUUUACUUAACAUUCUUCUGCAAUAUAUAUGAGUCGUGCUAUGUGAAAGGAGGUUUAAUGCAUGUGCGCAAAGUGUCGUCCCAGAUUAGCCUGUGCAGUCCGUCACUUUCCGCGUUUAUGAUAUUUUUUCGUUUCAAGAAAGUCACUUCUUAGCAAAAAAGCAAGUUUAUGUGGUAAGUGUGGUCCCUGAUUAGCCUGUGCAAACUGCACAGGCUAAUAUGGGACGACACUUUACGCACAUGCUUUAAACACCAUUUUCACAGAGCGCGGCUCAUAAUAAUUAUUAACCAUUAUCUCGUUUCUAUUGUAUUGCAUGUACCAAAUCAUUAUGUAUUUGUUAUUGUUAUACUUAAAAUAUGCGUUAGUGAGAAUCUUAUGUUCUUAAUACAUAUGUAAUUUUUUGUUUUAAAUAUUAUUCAACAUGUACGAUAAAAUAUAAUUGCAUAA